Messenger RNA from Lycium ferocissimum, 2790 nucleotides. RefSeq lists its product as uncharacterized. The transcript has 18 exons. Gene Ontology annotation, biological process: protein import into nucleus. Gene Ontology annotation, cellular component: cytoplasm; nucleus. NCBI's taxonomy places the organism in Eukaryota, Viridiplantae, Streptophyta, Magnoliopsida, Solanales, Solanaceae. The coding region runs from base 1 to 2790 and encodes 929 amino acids. The record is from RefSeq and is a predicted model, not a curated record. Gene Ontology annotation, molecular function: nuclear import signal receptor activity.
AUGGCUACACCCGAAUCAGCAAGAAAACUAUUCGGACCCGGUUCAUAUCCUGUUAUCAACCUUCUAAAUCAUCUCCAUAACGAUGACGAUAAUCUUCGUAAACAAGCAGAAACUCUGCUCAAUUACACCAAGAAAAACUACCCAAAUGCUCUAGUUCAGAAACUUUUCGAAACAGUUCAACGUAGUACCCCGUUAUCGAAAAAUCCAGGUAUUCGAUGUUACGAUAUUUUAAGUGAUACAUUACCACGCCUUUGGACUAAUCUUUCGCCAACUACACGAAAUGAUUUAAAGAUUGGUUUGAAUUACAAGAUUUGGCUUGAAACAGAUUAUGAAAUGCUCAAGGCUUGUUGUUCUUGUGUAUCGAGUUUAGCGUGUUUGCUUUUCAAGGAAAAUGAAUGGGAUGUUCUGCUUUACUUUAUGUUUAGGAACUUGGGUUCGAGUUCUUGGAAUAGGAAGUUAGGCGCUUUGCUAUUAUGGAAUGAUUUGAUACCAAAAUGUCCUGAGGUUUUUGUACUUUAUGUUGAUGUUUUGAUUGAGGGGUUUAAGACCCUUAUGCCUACUGUGUCGGAAGAUCAUCGAUGUGGGGUUGCUGCUGCUAGAGCAUCUGUGAAGUUGAUGUUGUAUUUCGCGACCCCUUCGAGUUAUUCCAAGUUUUAUGGUCUUUUAGGGCAUGUUAUAAUGACUUUGUUUAUGGCACUUGGUGAGGAGGUUCUUGUUUGUAGUCUUCUUGAAGAUUUGAUUGUUUUAGCUGGGGUGGAAACAGCGUUUUUUAAAGUUCAAUUUGAUGUUGUUUUCGAGUCUAUGGUUAGGGUAGCUGAGAAUUUGGACUUAGUGGAAAGUUUAAGGGAGAGUGGAUGUGGGAUGAUGCAAACGGUUAAUCAAUCGAAAUUGCUUCUUGUGUUGAUUGAUAUGUUGGUGGAUAUUGAUGAUGAUCCUUCUUGGGGAAAUGCAACUAGUGAUGAUGAAAAUGAAGGGGAGUUUAGUUCUUGUGGUUAUGCUAUGGAGAGAUUGGAUAGGCUAGCGAUUGCAUUAGGGGAAAAUGUAAUUGUGCCUAGUUGCCCUUCGAGCUUGUUCAACUUGUUGCAUAAUUAUUGGCAAAUUCGCCAUGCUGCUGUUACUGCAUUUGGGCUUAUUUCAGAGGGAUGCUCAAAGGUAAUAGAAAUAUGCUCAAAGGAUAUGGAGCAGCUCGUAGAGACUAUUGUGAAGAAAUUAAUACAUGAUGGGCACCCUCAAGUGCGAUGGGCGAUAAUUCGUGCAAUUGGUCACCUAUCAAAGUAUUUGAGCCCGCAUUUUCAAGAGCAUUAUCAUCAGCAGCUCCUUCCAGCUUUGAUUGAAGUAUUGGAUGAUUUUGAUUAUCCCAGGUUGCAGACACGUGCAACUUCAACAAAACUGUUGUUCAGUCACAAUUGCAGUGCGGAUGUCUUGAAACCUUACCUGCACAAGAUAGUGAGUAAACUAGUCGGGUUUCUACAGAGAGGAAUGACAAUGAUGAAAGAAGCAGCUAUGGAAACUUUAGCCUCUUUAGCUAUUUCAUCAAAGGAGGACUCUGCAUACAUAUAUGAUUCUAUAAUGCCUUAUCUGAAAGUUAUCUUGCUAACUGCUACUAAAGAUACAAGUCCCAUGCUCCUGGCCAAAUCCUUGGAAUGCCUUACCAUGAUAACAAUGGCUGUUGGAAAUCUAGCAAUCCUUGAUUAUGCUGAAAAGGUCACUACUGCGCCUAUUUCACUGCAAGAAACCGACAUGGAGGUAGAAGAUCCAAUGAGGUGCCUCUUGUUGCAAGCAUGGCAUAGACUAUGCAAAUGCUUAGGGGCAGAUUUCGUUCCUUAUCUGAGUGUUUCCAUGCCCAUUGUGAUAAAAUCUGCUACGCUGAAGAACUAUUUGAGUGUUUCCAUUCACUUCUGGAAGAAAAAGCCAUGGCCUGAGUUAAAGGAAGGGAUGCAUUUGUGGGUUAAUGAGAUUGUUAGUGCUUUAGUUCCAAAUAUUACCUUUAAAUACAGCGAAGAAGUAAGAAUGGCCGCCAUUCCUGCAAUGCCAUUACUGUUAAAUUCGGCUGCUUGUGCUAUGGAGAAAGAGCUUCCUGUAAUAGGUUGUGGCAAGUCCCCCGUUAAAAAGCUAUCUGACACUAUAAUCACGGCUUUGCUUGAUGCGUUAAGGAAGAUUCCGGGUUCACGUCUACGUAAACACCAAGCUGAAAAAUUUGUUGAUGGCAUAUCAAAGGUUCUCUCAACUUGCUCAUACCACAAAACAGAAAGAGAGAAAAGAGUUAAGGAGCACAACAAUUUAAGGGAGCAAGAACUACUCAAGGAGGAAGCUGAGCAACACUUAACUAUAUGUAGAAAUGCAUCAUUCUUGCCCUUUUUUGACAAGUUUUUGCCUAGUGUAUCACUUAUGUGGAGUAAUGAUAGAAUGGCCGAAGAAAGAAGAAUAGUAGUGCACCUUUUCCGUGAUAUUGCUGAGCAGUGCCGAGAAGAAGUAUUCAGGUACUAUGAGGAGUGGAUACAGCUCCUGCCUAAAGUUUACUAUCAUAAGAAUCCAGACGUUCCACAGAUCGUGGGAACUGCAAUUGGUUUUUGUGCUGAAUUCGGAGGAGAUUUCCUUAAGCCUCAUACUAUAGUAAUAUUCAAUCAUCUAAAAACUGUAAUGGAGCAUCCUAAUGCAAAAAACCCGGAUAACAUCAUGGCUUAUGAGGCUGCUGUUUCUACCUGUGGGAAGUUAAACCAGUUUGUCUUGGAAGGCAUCUACACCUAUGAGUUUUGGCAGUAUAGAAAUGAGUUAUCUGGAGUAAUUUGA